GCACGUAGUAGCUAUAGUUGUUGUUGUUUUUUUUGGUAACUCCAUCUGCGACUCAAAAACUGCUUCAAUAUGUUUCCGAAAUUACUGAUUCUUCUCUUCGUAGCUGUAGCGACGUGGUCAGUGAACUCACAAGACACCUGUUUUGAUCUGUGGUAUCCUUACAACGGACAUUGCUACAAGUUCAUAGACUGUCAAAAGACGUUUGCGGCAGCGGAGGCAGACUGCAAAUUGUACGGUGCACUCUCGAGUCUCGCUUCAAUCCACGAUGAACUGGAGAAUGACUGGGUAUUUGUCAUGCAAGGUGGACUGAAUAAUAUGUGGAUAGGUCUAAGUGACCAGGAAGUGACUGGUGUUCAUAAAUGGACUGACGGGAGCAAUUAUACUUAUUCAAACUGGCAUGAGGGACAACCAGACAAUGAUUGUGGCCUCACCUGUAAUGGAGAGUGUACUCAGUUUGAAGUGAAGAGUGAUUUCGUCGAUAAAUGGAGCAAAGCCGAUUGUAGUGAUCAAAAGCGUUAUGUGUGUAAAAUGACAAAGCCUUAGAAUUUCAAAAACAGCUUAAGGGUUUGUUUUCGAGUUAAAUAAAGACCAGGAACAUCAUGUUACGAAAGAAUGUUGAUUUUAGAGGAAUGAAUUUAAAUGAGUCUUAUAUUUAAUUGUGAUUAAAUAAAGUACGAACA
Saccoglossus kowalevskii is the source of this 680-nucleotide messenger RNA. RefSeq names its product alpha-N-acetylgalactosamine-specific lectin-like. NCBI's taxonomy places the organism in Eukaryota, Metazoa, Hemichordata, Enteropneusta, Harrimaniidae. The record is from RefSeq and is a predicted model, not a curated record.